GUGGACCUGAGUCUCUGUCUUUCUCUCUGAAGAAAAACCAGUUCAAGAGCACACCAGGCCUUUCUCCACGACACAGCAUCUCUCACGAACACUGUGUGUAGAUAUGGCUGCAGCCAGCUGUGUGCUCUCUGAGGAUCAGUUUCUCUGCUCCAUCUGUCUGGAUGUCUUCACUGAUCCUGUCAGCACACCAUGUGGACACAACUUCUGCAAAAACUGCAUCACUGAAUAUUGGAAUAUCAACGUCCCAGUGCAGUGUCCAAUUUGUAAAGAGAUUUUUACCACAAAACCUGAGCUGCAUGUCAACACUUUCAUCUCCGAGAUGGUCGCUGAGUUCAGGCAGUCAGCUCAACAGAAAGCCAGCAGCAGCAGCUCAGUGUCCAAACCAGGAGAGGUUCCCUGUGACGUCUGCACUGGAACCAAACUGAAGGCCCUGAAGUCCUGCCUGGUGUGUCUGACCUCCUACUGUGAGACUCAUCUGGAGCCUCAUCUGACAAAGCCAGGUCUGAAAAGACACCAGCUGAUCGACCCUGUGGAGAACCUGGAAGACAGGAUGUGUACGAAGCACGAUAAACCUCUGGAGCUGUUCUGUAAGACCGACCAGACAUGUGUCUGUACACUCUGCCAUGUAUCAGACCACAAGAUGCACGAUGUUGUUCCUCUGGAAGAAGGAUAUGAGGGAAGGAAGGUCGAGCUGGGGAAGACAGAAACUGAAAUCCAGCAGAUGAUCCAGAAGAGACAACUGAAGAUUCAGGAGAUCAAACAGUCAGUUGACCUCAGUGAGAAAGACGCAGACAGAGAGAUCGCAAAAGGUGUUCAGGUCUUCACGGCUCUGAUGGAGUCUGUUGAAAGAGGCCUGAACGAGCUCAUGGACACGAUCAAAGAGAAGCAGAAAUCAACAGAAAAUCAGGCCAAAGUUUUCAUCAAAGAGCUGGAACAGGAAAUCUCUGAGCUGAAGAAGAGAAGCUCUGAGGUGGAGCAGCUCUCAUACUCUGAAAACCACUUCCAUCCUCUCCACAAUGUCCAGUCCCUGAAAGCUGCUCCACCCACCAAGGACUGGACACAGGUCAGCAUCCGUCCAUUGUAUGAGGGGACUGUCGUAAGAGCUGUGUCUCAGCUGGAAGAGAAGAUCAGUCUAGAGAUGAAGAAGCUGCUUGAAGGUGAGCUGAAGAGAGUCCAGCAGUAUGUGGUGGAUGUGACUCUCGAUCCUGAUACAGCACAUCCCUCUCUCAUCUUGUCUGGUGAAAAUAAGAAAGUAUGUCCUGGGGAUCUGAAGAGGAAUCUCCCAGACAGCCCAAAAAGAUUUUCUCUCAAUCCUUGUGUUUUGGGAAUGCAGAGUAUCUCUACAGGCAGAUUUUACUUUGAAGUUCAAGUUAAAGGAAAAACUGCGUGGGAUUUAGGAGUGGCCAAAGAGUCGAUCAACAGGAAGGAAGACAUCCCACUGAGCCCUGAGGAUGGAUACUGGACCAUAUGGUUGAGAAAAAGUAAUAAGUACAAAGCUCUUAAUGAUCCUCCAGUCCAUCUCUCUCUGAAGUCUCCCCCUCAGAAGGUGGGGGUGUUUGUGGAUUAUGAGGAGGGUCUGGUCUCCUUUUAUGACGUAGAUGCUGCAGCUCUCAUCUACUCCUUUACUGGCUGCUCCUUCACUGAGAAACUCUUCCCAUAC
Molecule: messenger RNA, 1660 nt
Organism: Plectropomus leopardus (leopard coralgrouper)
Lineage: Eukaryota; Metazoa; Chordata; Actinopteri; Perciformes; Serranidae
Product: E3 ubiquitin-protein ligase TRIM21-like
Molecular function (GO): protein binding; zinc ion binding
Source: RefSeq, a predicted model, not a curated record